Molecule: messenger RNA, 1965 nt
Organism: Melampsora larici-populina 98AG31
Lineage: Eukaryota; Fungi; Basidiomycota; Pucciniomycetes; Pucciniales; Melampsoraceae
Exons: 7
Coding region: 1-1965 (654 amino acids)
Source: RefSeq, a predicted model, not a curated record
AUGGUGUUAAACCCUUACAUUGGUGCCAAAUACCGUCGACUGCCCUCGUUCCCCACGAUACCGAUCCCGGCCCAUGGCACGCCCGUUGGACUUGCUUGUCCAGAGUGUCCACCAUCCAACACCACUUUGCUGAUCUACCCUUCGAGCAAAGACGAAACUAAGGACACCAUCAAUGUGAUCUGCCCAACAAUCAAGCAUUACGUCCGCACUUUUAAGCUCAACCAACUUCGUCACGAGAUCGCGUUGAUCAACGCCGGUGCCACCUACCCUAUUCCGUUCGAUGCUUCUGCCCACGGACCCCAAGUCAACGUCCACGGGAUGCCCCUUGCCCCUCGAACCGCCAUUGACUGUGCGCGCCCCCACAUCGGCCCAACAGCGAAGGGGCACAAGAAGACAGGUCAUACUGGCUGUACUCACCGAUUUUGCAAAUCGUGUUGUGUGGCCUUCACUCCCGCCGGCGGCUGCUAUGUCCACAGGGUCAAGGCACCUCCGCCUCAACCAGCGACCAAUCCGUCUGCCACAGCUACCCCUGCACGACUUGCGCCACCUCCCAAUCCACCGGUUGCCAAACGACCCAAACUCUUACCAGCUCAGUGCGCCCAGAGUGUUCGACGAGUUGGGCACAUGGUCAAUGACGAAGGACUUCUAGUCCUAGCUCGCGCUCGUCUCAACGUUACUCCAGCCACGCCCAGAGUGCCCAAUCCGGCCUUUUCCAAUGACGCUGUUCGCAAUCAGGGUAUUGAUCGAUCAAAGGUAGUGAGCCUCCACUUUGUCACCCGCGUAAGUGAAUCUCAUACUGUCUCAUUUGGCAUUACGCGGUUCCACAGCUCACAAAGAUGUUUGCAGGGCUCUUCAAACCCCGUAAUAUCCCAAUUAUUCAACGACUGGCCCGUCGCCGUCUUCAGCGAUUCCCCAAGCCUAAUGUGUGACACCCAAGCCGCAGCCGGGCAGGCAUGGAAUGGUCACCUUGUUGUAUGGGACGAAGAAAUCAGAAACUGGCGUGAACUUGGCGUGGACAUUCCUCAUACCUACAUCGAGACGGUCAAAAAUCUUGUGAUAUGCUUACCCCACGAGCGGUCGUCCCUCAGCCUCGAGCUUCAAGAAAAACUUGAGGGAUUUCAAUUGGUUAAACCCCUGGUACCUCAAAUCAAAAUUGAGUCGACCGACUCAAACGUCCCACAAACACAAAUUUCCACCGGUUCAGUCGCCAAUGCCAACGUCCAAACCGGCUCUAUUCAAAACGCUCGAUUUCCGAAUCGCGUCCCCCCAAAUGCAACUAAAGGUACCAGGGCUGAACCCAUCUGUUUGUUGUUCGACUCGGACUCCGAUGAAGAGACUCAUCAACAAUCGUUACAGCCUUGGAGUGAAAUGCCAUCUACCCCGGCAUCUAGUCUUCUAGGUAACCCAGCUGAAGAGGUCGACAAGCUCGACGUGAAGCCCUCUCACUCUGACUUACAUCCGCAAGAACCGGAACAUUAUGGGAGUUUAAAAGAGUGGCCAGGCAAAGAAUUAUUGGUCUCUUCAUUACUCGAUUGGUUCAUUUCAGCCGGCAUUCCUCCUCGUCGUAAGGCUCGUAUCCAACUGUGGCAUGUGCGUUUCGGUAGCGAAUAUCGAUUUUCAAAAAAAACCGUCUACCAUUAUGUGGGUUGGGUCAAACUAGUCGGAUAUGAAAGAAUGGUCCAAUGGGCAAAAGAUUUCACAGAGCGAGGCGAACACACGAUGCACAACCUCACUGUCGCUCAGACCCGACCGCAUUUCCAGUCAGAGUACAACACAGUCUGCUCUUUGCCCGGUCCGCCAAAAGAAAAAACCCAACUUGGCAUCAAAGACGAUGCCACUCAAACUACUCCUACAGCAGCUGGACCAGCUGGCCAGUCUUCUAAACGCAAAAGGUCCACCAAGGCCAAGGACACACUGACCGCCGAAGAACGCGCCUUGGACACCUCCUCAGACGAGAGCGACUGA